AUGUCUGGUAAGUAUGUCAUCUGGCCGCAGCCGAUGUAUUUGGGCGUAUCAUUAACUUCUAUAGCUUCCGAAACGUCACCUGCUAGGCGUCCAGACCCCGUAUCUUUAGGCAGGCGCACCGUUGAAGAGAUUUUAGGAAGUCCAUCUCUCGAGGCCUCCCUCAAAAGACUCGAUCUUAAGACCGGCCGGGGUCCCGAAUUUGUGGAUACCGAAGCUAAGCUUGCGAGUCUGGUUGGGAAACUGCAAGACUUACCUACCAACCCGCCGUCUCUUUAUAUUGAUCUUGAAGGGGUCAAUAUAUCAAGACACGGUAGCAUUUCGGUCCUUCAAAUCUACGUUCUUCCGCUUGACGAAACCUAUCUGGUCGAUAUAUACACUCUUAAGGAGAAGGCUUUCUUGCAGCCGGCUUAUAACAAUGACCAGACCCUACUAGGUAUAUUGGAAUCACCCUAUAUCUCUAAGGUCUUCUUCGAUGUCCGAAACGACUCAGAUGCACUAUUUAAAUCAUUUUAA
Messenger RNA from Penicillium soppii, 513 nucleotides. RefSeq lists its product as uncharacterized. The record is from RefSeq and is a predicted model, not a curated record. Gene Ontology annotation, biological process: nucleobase-containing compound metabolic process. Gene Ontology annotation, molecular function: 3'-5' exonuclease activity; nucleic acid binding. The coding region runs from base 1 to 513 and encodes 170 amino acids. The transcript has a single exon. NCBI's taxonomy places the organism in Eukaryota, Fungi, Ascomycota, Eurotiomycetes, Eurotiales, Aspergillaceae.